GUAUGCAACAUUAAUAACAAGUAAAAUGCAUAGAUGUCCAGUGUCUCCGAUGAUUAGAUAAAAUUGCAAGAAAGUUAUCAUGGUAAAGAUAAAGACGAUAACCACAUCUCAUAUCCAACGAGAACAUUUGACAAGUGGUCGUUGCGCAUUAAUGUGGUCAUAAUGUGAUCGAUCAUAUUGAUUAGUUAGAUAAGACGACGUUUCAUUAAAUCCGUGCGUGGCUAUUGUGUGUGUGGGGGGGGGGGGGGGGGGGGGGGGAGGGUGAUCCCCUAUAAUAUUCACGACACGUGCAUAGGCAAAACGAGAGAUGUAACCGGAACUCACUCAAACGUUCACCAACGCCUUUCAUACCCUCUAAUACUAUACUAGUAUAUUUUAUUUCAACACUUAACGAUACCUUGAUUGGAAACAUAUGGUGAGACUAUUCUGCAAGUUAUUUGGAUCCGCUAAAAGCAUUCAUGGUAUAUCGACGGAGCAGAGAACAUUAAGAAACCCAAACCAAACCUUAUAGAAAUAAAUGGGCUUAGGGUUUUAAGAUUUAGUUGUGACUGGUGAUGCUCGACAUAUAUAGAUACAUACGAGUGAGCGGAUGCUUUUUCAGUUGCCGUCUUAGCUCCCUUUUCACAGUUCAGUGCAUGUGUUAAUGGAAUUAGGAGAUACUCAUGUGUCAUACCCACAAAACUUUUUGGCCCAAAAUUAACGAAAACCAGUAUUAAUUAAUUCUUUUCCUAUAUAAUAUGUCAAUAUUAGUUAUUUUAGCAUAUUUGUUGGAGGGGCAAUUAGGAAAAAAAAAUCCCCAAAAUUGUGUGUAUUCGUUUACUGAGAGGUGGGAUCUUCCAGGCUUCUAUCGCAGGAGCCAAUUUGACUUUUGAGAAAGCCAAACGGAGAGAAGAGGAUGAAAAAUGGCGAGGAAAAAUCAAGCUUUUGUCUUGAUUGAUAGGGUAUUACAAAAUUUUCCUUCCUGAUUCCGCCUCCCUUUUCCCCUUCUUUAUAAUGGCCUUGGUUGAGUUUCUGGGUAUUCCAGUGUAGAUCGAAUUCUUCAAUUCCCCCAACAAUGGAUUCUCCCUCCAACGUUUCUCUUCAUUGCUGCUAACCCUUUUCAGCUCCCCUCUCCCUCUUUAAUGGGUUGCAGAAAAUUUACUCUCUUGGCUUUCCCCAACCACUUUUUCGAAUCCAGCCCUUCUCCUCCUUCCGCCGCCGUGCAGACGGCGGAGUUGUAACGAAUCGGCGACUUUUUGAGAGCAGGGAAAAAAAAAAAGAAAAAAGAAGCAACCACGGAAGAGAAGGCAGAAGAAGAAUCGGCAAUGGAGGAAACGAAUUCCUCCUGGCUACGGCGGACGAAAUACUCCCACACGGUGUGCCAUCGCUUCGACAAGUCGCAGCUGGCGUCGUACCGUUUCGACGUCGAGCAAGAGCGGCAGCUGCGGGGGACGAGGUCGCUAAAUGGGUUAGCGUCUGCCGUGGAGAAAUCGAUAUUCGCUUUUGAUCAGAAGUUAGUUUCCAAGCCCAAUUGGGAUUCUAAUCGGCGGGGUUCUGUUUCUGGUUCUAUUUCGAUUUCUCCCCCUUCCCCAAUUUCCCCUCCGGCGUCAAAUCGCCGGGUUUACUCCCAGAUUCAGCGCAAUCCGGUGAUGAACAAGCAGAGAUCUAUGUCGCCGGUGCCGCAGACUUCCGUCCCGGAGUCAUUCAAGGAAGCCAGGUCAGACAAGAGGCGGUAUUCGACCCCUCACCCUAGGCGGAGGAAGGAUCACCAGGAGAGUAAAGGAAUCAUGGGGAAAUUGUGGCACCACAGCCACAGCCACAAGCAGCAGCAGCAAUCUCACGAAGCUAAGCCCGUCGAAUCGAAAUCGUUGGAAUUGAACAAGAGCGACAAUGACAACGCUAGCCCAAUUCACCACCUGAAUUCUGUCAAGGGUAAGCAGUCGGCAUGGACGAAGUUCUUUGACCACGCCGGAGGGAGAGUCAACGCGGUGGAAGCUGCAGAUGAGUUCAGCGUCGAUAUGUCGAAGCUUUUCUUAGGCCUGAAAUUUGCUCAUGGAGCUCAUAGCAGGUUGUACCAUGGGUUGUACAACGACGAGCCUGUUGCAGUGAAGAUUAUCAGAGAACCAGAUGAUGACGAAAAUGGAGCACUAGCAGUUCGAUUGAAGAGCCAGUUUGACAGGGAGGUUACCCUCUUGUCCAGGCUCCGCCAUUCUAAUGUCAUUAGGUUUGUGGCAGCUUGCAAGAAGCCUCCAGUUUAUUGUGUUAUAACCGAGUAUCUAUCAGAGGGAUCGUUGAGGGCAUACUUGCACAAGCUAGAGGAGAAGUCUCUGGCUAUGGAGAAGCUAAUAGGUUUUGCAUUGGACAUAGCUCGAGGGAUGGAGUACAUUCACUCGCGUGGUGUAAUACAUCGUGAUCUAAAGCCGGAGAACAUCCUCAUCGACGAAAAUUUCCAUUUGAAGAUUGCUGAUUUUGGUAUAGCUUGUGAGGAAGCUUACUGUGAUCUGUUGGUUGAUGACCCUGGUACAUAUAGAUGGAUGGCGCCCGAGAUGAUCAAGAAGAAAUCAUAUGGUCGGAAGGUCGAUGUUUAUGGUUUUGGGUUGAUGCUAUGGGAAAUGGUUGCGGGAACUAUUCCAUAUGAGGAGAUGAAUCCCAUUCAAGCUGCUUUUGCAGUGGUUAACAAGAAUAUGAGGCCAGUGAUUCCAACAGAUUGUCCUCCGGCUAUGAAAGCCUUGAUUGAGCAAUGCUGGAGCUUGCAAUCGGAGAAGAGGCCAGAGUUUUGGCAAGUGGUAAGGGUGUUGGAGCAAUUCCAGAUGUCGUUUUCUCGGGAUGGGAAUCUGAAUCUAGUUCAGAAUCCAAGUUGCCAUGAUCACAAGAAGGGACUUCUUCAUUGGAUUCAAAAGCUUGGCCCUGUGCAUCCUAAUAGUUCCCCCACCCCUAAACCCAAGUUCAUGUGAAUGGAAGAAUACUUUUCUCUCUAUUUAAAUGUCCCAACUAGUUUUUUUGGUAGUGGGUUCCUGCCUUCUGGUCACUUGUAAUUAGAAAACAAAGCAGGGAAGAAGGAAAAAGAAAAUGAUAAUUUCUCUUUUUUCCUUUUCUCUAUUCCAUUUGUGCAAUCCACACUGAGAUGAGAAUUUGAAUGGAAAAAAUAGUCUUGCUUGGGUGUAUGGGUGUAUAGCUCAAAAGGUACAUUCUUUGCCCGUAUUUUAGAUUGUUUUGUCCUGUAGCUUAUUAAUUCAUUUCUAGUUGUGAGUUCUCUUAGAUUUUGUGAUUAUAUGAGAUAUUUUCUUUCACAAGUAUGUGGUGAUGUCCCUUGAGUCAAAUCUAUUACAACCACUAACUACAUUGUUUUGAAGGAGUUUUUUUUUUGCUUCCUUAGAAGGUUCUUGCUUGUGUUUUGUUUUUGGUUGGCUAAGUUUCUUUGUAAUGAGUUGGUAGGUUUGACACAUGUUUAAUAGGGACUGUUUGGGAAUUAUUAUUAUGGGAUAAAAACUUGUACAAUUGCAACUGUUAUGUAAGUUUGUAGUGCCAUGAGCCCAUGACUGAUGUGGAGCAAAGAAUGCAAAGUGGGUUCAUUCGAUGUUUCCCUGGUUUUGUUGAGCAUUCCUUGGUUUUAUUUGAGAGAUCACUGUUUAUGACAUUCGAGUGUGAGUUUCCCUUUUGCUUUAGUUUGAUAAAAAAUAUCCAAGAGGCAAAAGUAUCUUGUAGAAGAAAACAUUAAUUGCUUCUACAAAAGGUUUGGUUUGUUAUGUAUAAAGAAUGUGGCUUUUCCUAAGAGGCAAAAGUAUAGGGAAGAAGAUAGGACUAAUUAUUUCGAUCUACGUUUGGUUUCCUUCAAUAUCUCAUUAAAAAGUAAAAAAAAUGUUCAAUAUCUGACAAUUUAUUUUACACAAAGCAUCGAUUUUUGUAUAGAAGAGAAUUUUUAAAUUCUAGUUAUUAAGUUUUUUUUCAUGGAAAUAUUAUGAGGGUUGUAUUUGCUCAUGCAAUAGAAUCAUGUAAAUGUGUAACACAAUUUGUAUGUUCAUAGGGACGGUUGUGUUUUAUGAGUUAGGAAUAGGCUCAUGCACUACAUCAUUGUCCAUAGAUAAAUACUAUUUCUGUGUGUUUGGUCGGUUAAAAAAAAAAUUAUUCACUUAUAUUAAUUAAUUUAGAAUUAUUAUUAACAUAACUAGAUAUCUUAUCACCCUAAAUACUUUGCAUAAGGUAUCUCAAUCACCACAUUCACCUUUCAAUUAUCGUCCAACUUAAACUAUUAUGCAUGACCAAGAAUUCCGAACCUUGCACAAUCCAUACGUUAUUGUUGUAACCCUAAACACGUUGCAUAAGAGAUCUCAAACAACACAUUCGACGCUAAUCAGUUAUCGUCAAACUUGCACUACUACACACGCCCAAGAACUCCAAACCUUACGUAAUCCUUAUAUUAUUCUUGCGGUCACUAAAACAUCCAUGAUUUGUGUAAACAACGUGGCUCUAUUGAGUCUUCAUGGCUGCCACACUCUAGAAAUAGGUUAUCUAUUGAAAUCAGAGGUCAUGAACUGUUCAUUUGCAGUCACUUAAUUAUGUAGUUUUUUAAAAUGGAAUUAUUGAGGGAAGAGGAUUAGGAACUGGUAACUUUUUUUUUUUUUUGUUAGUAAACGUUAUCCUGUGGGCUGUGGGAUUAGGUGUCAUGAGACAAAUACUCCAAUUAUUUCAAUUUUCUGUUUUGGAAAAAUGAUGACAACAUUUGAAUUAAUUAGUGCCAGAUGCCAUGAAACUGAAACAUCAGCUGAUAGGAGUAUGUUUUUUUUUUUUUUGACAAGAGCUGAUAGGAGUAUGUGAAGGGGGGAAAUUGGUGGCCCAAACUUGUUGAUGUAAAAUUUUGUCUUCUUUGUCUGUUUUCUAAUUAGUGAUGAGGAAGAAGAGGGUGUCUAGUCGGUUGGAUUGUUCUGCUUUUUUUUAAUCAAUGUUUAAAAAAUGU
Linum trigynum is the source of this 4933-nucleotide messenger RNA. NCBI's taxonomy places the organism in Eukaryota, Viridiplantae, Streptophyta, Magnoliopsida, Malpighiales, Linaceae. The record is from the annotation of a GenBank genome assembly.